AUGUGUAACGGUACUCUGUUUGUGUUUUUGUUGACUCUUUUCUUACCAAAGUUCUUGUUGGCAGAAUGCCCGGAACAUAAAAUAGAGAUGAACGAUGAAGAACGACUUUUCAACGCCCUAAAAUGCAAAUUCAAGGACGAAUACAGACCUGUGAAGGAUUACACAACCCCUGUUCUUGUAAAACUAAGAUUUGAUAUAAAAUAUGUACAUUUCGACACUACUAAGGAUACGUUAUCGGUACACAGUUGGGUUGUUUAUAAUUGGAAGGACGAAUUUUUAUCUUGGAACGCAAGUGAUUACUCAGGUAUAAAGGAAAUGCAAGUUAAAAGCUAUGACAUUUGGUCACCUCGGAUGAUGCUUAUGAACCCAGACGUCACCUACUACCAUUACGAUAAAAUUUAUACGAUUUGUAUAUUGAAGUACGAUGGUAUAGUAACAUGUGUGCCGAGGAUUGUAUACAAAGCGACAUGCCAGUCGCAACUUACAAACUGGCCGUAUGACGAACAAACUUGUACUAUAUAUUUUGGUUCUUGGAUGAAUAAAGAAGAACACGUGAAUUUGACAUUUUAUGAAAAUGAUCCAAUAAAAUUGGAUGAAUUUGAAAACGCUCCAGGUAUACAGGAGUGUGAAGAAGGUACUCACGCCUAUGCAGUCACUAAUGGUUAUUUGAAGCCGGAGCGUACCUGUGAUAAUCCCGAACCACAAAUGAACAAGAGUCAAAUUUAUUAUGACUUCUCAUCAUGUUACUGUGAUUUUCCUACUGUUAGAGAUACUAACACGAAUAAAUGUGUGACACUUGAUAACUGCACAAAAAAUUUGAAUAUAUAA
Molecule: messenger RNA, 828 nt
Organism: Danaus chrysippus (African queen)
Lineage: Eukaryota; Metazoa; Arthropoda; Insecta; Lepidoptera; Nymphalidae
Source: the annotation of a GenBank genome assembly